Messenger RNA from Pyrenophora tritici-repentis Pt-1C-BFP, 2707 nucleotides. Its product is annotated as LacZ, Beta-galactosidase-beta-glucuronidase. NCBI's taxonomy places the organism in Eukaryota, Fungi, Ascomycota, Dothideomycetes, Pleosporales, Pleosporaceae. The record is from RefSeq and is a predicted model, not a curated record. Gene Ontology annotation, biological process: carbohydrate metabolic process. Gene Ontology annotation, molecular function: hydrolase activity, hydrolyzing O-glycosyl compounds.
AUGAUGGGCCCAUCGAGGAUGCUGUACAAUUCGUACAAAUUCCUGGUGUUGGGCUUGAUGGCCUCGGUGUUUUUCGAUGAUUCGGCCGCACAUUCAAUCAAGAAGACGCGCGACGCGUCUGAAAGCCGUCAACGCAUAUCUCUCAAUGCCAAUUGGCGUUUUGAGCGUUUUACGUCUAAUCCCGAUGGUUUGAGCUACGACAUCUUGAAGCCAUGGAUCAUGCCUACGGCAAACGAGUUCCUCAGCGAAAAGAAGUAUGACCGCCCUGCCGGAGAUGCGCCGGGCGCAAAUGUCAGCUAUGUACAAUCAAGCUUUGACGACGCAGCCUGGGAGGCUGUCACCCUGCCGCACGACUGGGCUAUCUCGGGGACUUUCGAUACGCCUGGUGUAUCUGGUGAUCUGGGAUUUCUUCCGAUCAAUGGAGUUGGGUGGUACCGCCGCAUGGUCUCAAUGGAUGCCGAAAUCAUUAGCUCUGGCAAAUCGAUCUACUUGGACGUAGACGGUGCCAUGGCAUAUGCUGCAGUGUGGUUAAAUGGUCAUCUCGUUGGCGGAUGGCCUUAUGGGUACAACUCUUUCCGCCUCGAUCUUACACCAUACGCCAAGGCGGGAGACAACACACUCGCUAUCCGACUUGACAACAAAUUGGAAUCUUCGCGUUGGUACCCAGGUGCGGGAAUCUAUCGCAACAUCUGGCUUGUGACCGUCAGCCCGGUCCAUGUUGGACACUAUGGAACCUACAUCACCACCCCAAGUGUCUCGGCUACGGAGGCCACUGUUAACAUGGUUCUUGAUAUCCAAAACAAGGGAAACAAUAGCCAAAGCGUCGAGGUGGUUACCGAGAUCUAUGAGCGCGACGCUGCGACGAAGAAGGCUACGGGUGCUUGCGUAGCUACCUUCCCAACAGCGAAGACAGAUGUGGCAGGUCUUACUAAGCAAUCUGUGAAUGGCUCCGUCGUGGUUGCCAAUCCUAAGCUCUGGGGCCCAUUACCAGAACAGACGCCUAACGAGUACGUUGCCAUCUCCACCGUGUCGGUCAACGGCAUGGCGGUAGAUACUUACGAAACCAACUUUGGUAUCCGAUCAGUCAGAUUAGACAAGGACCAAGGGGUUUUCAUCAACGGAAAAUACACCUAUGUCAAAGGCACUUGCAAUCAUCAUACUCUUGGUUCGUUGGGUGCGGCGUGGAACACACGAGCUGCCGAGCGCCAGAUCGAAGUCUUGCAGGAAAUGGGUAACAACGCUCUUCGCACUUCGCAUAACCCACCUGCUGCCGAAUUCCUUGAUCUCGCAGAUAGCAUGGGCUUGAUGGUUAUGGAUGAGAUUUACGAUACGUGGAGCUUUGGCAAAGUCGAUAACGACUUCCAUCUCAUAUUCCCUGAGUGGCACGAACCGGACCUCCGAUCUUUCAUUCGCCGUGACCGCAAUCACCCAUCUAUCAUUUCCUGGAGCGUCGGAAACGAGCUUCCUGAUCAGAAGAACUCAUCUGGUACCGCGACCGGAAAGGCACUUCAGGAUAUUGCCCACGAAGAAGAUCCCACUCGUCUGGUAACCCUUGGCAUGAACAAUGCUGGUCCAGACACAGGUCUCGCUGCGGAGAUCGACAUAAUUGGCCUCAACUACCAAGGGGAGGGUAAAGGGACAUCCUGGCAAAGUACUUUCCCUGCGUUCCAUGAGAAAUUCCCCGAAAAGAUGAUCUGGAGCACUGAAUCUUCAUCCUGUGUCAGCUCUCGCGGCGUCUACACUUUCCCAGUUACACCCAACAAAAGCGCCAUUGUUGGUGGACAUACCGGCGAAGGCGGUGAUAUGGUAAACAGCCAAGUCAGCUCAUACGACCUUUACGCACCCGAAUGGGCUUCCUCGCCGGACAAGGUCUUUGAAAUGCAAGAUAGACACCCUUACGUUGCGGGUGAGUUCGUUUGGACAGGAUGGGAUUACAUUGGCGAACCUACGCCAUACUCCAACACCUCCAAAAGCUCUUUCUUUGGCAUGAUCGAUCUCGCAGGCUUCAAAAAAGACCGCUUCUACCUGUACCAAGCACGCUGGCGCUCGGAUCUUCCCAUGGCUCACAUUCUUCCACAUUGGACUUGGCCAGAAGACCGCGUUGGAGAGAUUACUCCCGUGCACGUCUACACCUCUGGCGAUGAAGUAGAACUCUUCGUCAAUGGCAUUACUGCUGGACGACAGACAAGAGGGAAAUACGACUACAGACUUCGAUGGGACGGUAUUCAAUACAAGCCCGGGAAUGUCACCGCUGUUGCCUACAAGAACGGUACUGAAUGGGCUAGGGAUACUAAGCUUACAGCCGGCGCCGCAAAGUCACUCAAUGUAACUGCAGAUCGCAGUACCAUCACCGCAGAUGGAUACGAUCUCUCCUUUGUGAGCGUGGAAGUACUCGAUGCCAAUGGUAUUCUGGUUCCUAUGGCAAACCACGCAAUUACUUUUGAGGUGACGUCUGGCCCGGGUAUGAUUAUCAGUACCGAUAACGGCGACCCAACGGAUCUAGUGCCGUUCCCGGAGUUGACGAGAAAAGCUUUCAACGGUAUGGCAUUGGCGAUUGUGCAGGGUGAAGUUGGUAACACUGGGGAGAUUGUCAUUGAAGCCAAGUCAGAAGGAUUGGAGAGUGGAAAGGUUGUUGUGAAAACUGCGUAGUAGAGUAGACUGUAGUAGACUGUAGUAGAAAGAUAAUGUUAAAUCUUAGUGACAAAAA